Messenger RNA from Halichondria panicea, 3068 nucleotides. Its product is annotated as origin recognition complex subunit 1-like. Gene Ontology annotation, biological process: DNA replication initiation; mitotic DNA replication checkpoint signaling. Lineage: Eukaryota; Metazoa; Porifera; Demospongiae; Suberitida; Halichondriidae. The transcript is spliced from 10 exons. Gene Ontology annotation, molecular function: chromatin binding; ATP binding; ATP hydrolysis activity. Bases 94 to 2985 code for a protein of 963 amino acids. The record is from RefSeq and is a predicted model, not a curated record. Gene Ontology annotation, cellular component: nuclear origin of replication recognition complex.
UGAUCGGCUCAUUCUCACAUGCUAUCUUGGGAAAACCUGACCUGUACCCAGAGAUUAUUUGAAAAGAGGCUGUUCUUCAUCUAAACUUCGAAGAUGCAAAGAAAGACCUCUAGACAGUCAAAAGGGAAGGCUCCUCAGGAAAGCACCAUCUGGAAAUGGGGCGAACCAGGAGAUACGUAUGAGGACAGAAUUCAAUACAAGUCCAUCUGCCGUGGUGGUGAAGUGGUCACCAUUGGAGACGCAGUUCUAACUCACAGUGAUACCUCAUUGAGUGAUUACUACAUUGUCCGAGUGCUUGGUUUCCACAACACCGAUCAACAAGCCUCUGCUACCAUCGAGUAUGUAUACUGGCCAGACGAAUUGGAGAAAUAUCUCAAACGGGUAAAGAAGGCAGCAAACAUUCCAUCGUUUGUAGCUAACGAAGUUUUCCUGUCCAAUAAACGAGAUACAAUCGAGCUUCAAGAGAUUGCUGAGUUGACACAAAUCCAUAUACUGGGGGAGAAGGAUGAUUGCAGUGAUGUGCCUCCUUAUCAUUUACUGGCUCGGAAAAGAAUUAAUCUAAACAAGAAAAUAUUUGAGUCCCUCGUAGUUGAUUCCAUUAACACUCCUGCAUCCCUCAGGGGCAGGGGUAGGCCGGUCUCCAUUCUGCCUGACCGGCAACCAUGGCCUCGAGGCAUGUUCCCACCACCAUCUCCUCUCCAUCACACACCAAUCAACUCUCAAACUAAGAUGGCUGAAGCAGACUCUCUCUGUGAAGUCGUGUCAACGUUCAGUCCUCGAAGCUCUAAACGUACCCACACAAGCAGCACCCCCAAACAGCAACCCCUCAAGCAAAGCCCCCCCAAACACAGCCCCCUCAAACAAAGUCAGAACAGUAGUCAAUACUCAUCUCUACUCGAACUCGUUGCUCAACACAAGAUCACAACUUCAAUGAGCUCCUCACGUAAACCCACUAAAACUUCAGCGAAUAAUCAUACCCCGGAACUUGAUUCCAGUACAAGGUCAACGAGUUCUCGUCAGCUGCGUCUAGACUGCUCCGAUGUUAUUGACCAGGUGGUGAUAAGUGAUUCAGAGGAAGAGGAUGUUAUCCAAGUAGUGAUCAGUGAUUCAGAGGAGGAGGGCUGUGAUGUCAUCACUGAGGCCACACCCACUCUGCAUGAGGAAUAUGUAUUCACUGAAAACAUGAAAACCAAAAGGCAACUGGUCCCUGAUGUCCCAGACACCCCCUCCACUGCUCAAGAUGACACGCCCACUCAACCUCCUACACCCACCAUCUCCAGCAGAACCAGAACACGCUCCACCAAGCCACACUCCUCACAGCCACACACCCCUCAGUCUAACCCACGCUCCACCAAGCCACACCACUCACAGCCACACACCCCUCAGUCUAACCCACGCUCCACCAAGCCACACCCCUCACAGCCACACACCCCUCAGUCUAACCCACGCUCCACCAAGCCACACCACUCACAGCUACACACCCCUCAGUCUAACCCACGCUCCACCAAGCCACACCCCCCUCAGUCUAACCAUCGUAUGCUCCCUGAUGAUAAUAUACUACCCAAACCAAAAUCUCAACGCAAAUCUGCUCGAAAAGCAUCCAAAAUCUCCCUGCCAUCAAAGGCGGCAGUUGAUAGGCCCUUGAUACCAUACAAGAAGAAAGCUCUAACCACCAGAACUAAUGAUAUAGACUCUGAGAGCUCCCACUCUGAUAUGGAGGUUGAGAGUGACGAUGAGUUUAUGGCCCCCCAACCCUUAUCUCGGAAACGUCCCUCCUCCACUGCCACGCCCCCUUCUGUUAAGAGGCCUAAGACCACUCCACGACCUCGUACUCCAGUCACACCCUGCUUACCAGAGCGGAGGAGGGUGGGGUCUAAGUCCAAGAACCAUUUUGAGAUUGCCAAAGAGAGACUACAUGUGUCAGCUGUGCCUGACUCCCUGCCAUGUCGUGAGGACGAGUUUGCCACCAUCUUGUCCUUUGUUGAGGGGAAGCUCAGAGACGGAACUGGAGGAUGCAUGUACAUAUCUGGAGUCCCUGGCACUGGCAAGACUGCCACUAUCAAUGAGAUUGCCACCUACCUAAGAGGGGCAGCCAAGGAGGGGGAGAUACCACCAUUCAACUUUGUAGAGGUGAAUGGACUCAGACUCACUGACCCACACCAAGCUUAUGUCUCCAUCCUCAAGCAACUCACUGGCCAGAAAGCGACUGCAGACCAUGCUGCUAACCUCCUAGACAACUACUUCUCUUGUCCACCUAAGGCGUCCACCACGCUACUACUAGCUGACGAGUUGGACCUGUUGUGGACCCGCAAGCAGACGGUCCUGUACAAUCUGUUUGACUGGCCCAGUCGUCGGGCCGCUCGCCUCAUUGUGUUGGCCGUGGCCAAUACUAUGGACCUGCCAGAGAGGAUUAUGAAAAACAAAGUUGCCAGUAGGCUGGGCCUCACAAGACUCACCUUCCAGCCGUACACUUUUCGUCAGUUGCAAGAGAUAGUGACCUCGCGCAUGAGUGGACUCAAGGUGUUCCAGCCAGAUGCCAUACAGCUAGCGGCCAGGAAGGUGGCUGCAGUAUCUGGUGAUGCUAGGAGGGCUCUGGAUAUAUGCCGGAGGGCCACCUGUCAGCCUAGGAAGGGGAAGAGUCUCGUGGGGAUGGCACAGGUGGAGACCGCCGUCAAGGAAAUGUAUUCAGCUGCUAAGAUACAGGCCAUCAAGAAUGCUUCUUUCCACGAGAGAAUGUUUUUGCGUGCUCUAGUUGCUGAGUUGCUGCGGACUGGGCUGGAGGAGGCUCUGGUCAAGCAUGUCACCAGACAGCUGCAAGCUCUGUACAGGACAGAAGACAUGAGGCCACUAGGCCACACCCAGCUCUCCCUGGUAUGCUCCAACCUGUGUGCAUGUCGACUGUUGCUAGUGGAGAAUAAGAAAUGUGGGCGGAGGAUUCGAUUGAAUAUCAGUUCAGAUGAUGUCAUAUUUGCACUAAGAGACUGACUUUCACUUUUUAGUUCAUUUCAUCUGUUUCAUGAUGGUCCCACCGCAAGCACUAAGAAUUAUAAUUAUUAUUGAAAAAUUGA